Molecule: messenger RNA, 1512 nt
Organism: Lodderomyces beijingensis
Lineage: Eukaryota; Fungi; Ascomycota; Pichiomycetes; Serinales; Debaryomycetaceae
Source: the annotation of a GenBank genome assembly
AUGAAGUUCUCAGCGUUUGCAUCGUUGCUCGCCAUUGCCGCGGCAAUUCAAAUCCCAUUCCAGGCUUCACCACCAUCGCUAGAGUCCACUUUGUUGUCGCAAGCGUUCCGCUCAACAGACUUGUCGGCGCUCAGCUUCCAAGAACAACUAAGCUUGCAACAGCAAUGGACCAAAUACGAAAAAGAGCUCGGAGCAUCCAAAAUGUGGUCGCUCUUUACCGCAUUCAAACGGCAAUUUGAGCCACCAACGCAAGACUUGACAUAUACAUUAUCUCAACAAGAAUCGACCCCGGAGAUCUUGGGGUUCGACGCCGUCAAGCAAAUCACGGGCUACUUUGACAUCAAAGAAACAAACAAAAAAUUCUUUUACUGGUUGUUUGAAAGUAGAAAUGACCCCGAGAAUGACCCCUUGAUAUUAUGGCUCAGCGGUGGACCAGGAUGUUCAUCCAACAUUGGCUUGGCGAUGGAGUUGGGCCCCAGCUGGAUCAACGCCACCAUCGAGCCCGAAUUCAACCCUUACGCCUGGAACUCCAACGCCACCGUUGUCUUUUUGGACCAGCCCGUUAGCGUUGGCUUCAGCGUCGGUGACGAAAGCGAGAUUCCAUAUUCUACAGAGCAGGCCUCGGUCGAUUUCGGUAAAUUUGUCUCGUUGUUCCGCAUCCAGUAUCCGCAAUAUGCCAAAUUGGACUUUCACAUUGCGGGCGAAUCGUACGCGGGCCACUAUAUCCCCAAGUUUGCCCUGGCGGUAGUCAACGCGAACCUACCUUUGAAAUCGGUCUUGAUCGGUAACGGAAUUACCGAUGCCGUGGUUCAAAUGGGGGAAAUCGCCGAGAUGGGAUGCGGCGCCGGCGGCAUUGGCCAGAUCUACACCGAUGAAGAAUGCCAAAGUUAUUCUCAAUAUUAUCAAGCGUUUGUUCCAUUUGGACUCUUGUGCUACGCGUGGGAAAACCCCAUCACGUGCUUUGUGGCGUUGUUGGCGUCGCCCAAUAGGCCCAGCAUGGGCGAUUUGAACCCGUAUGACUCGCGAGUCAAGUGCGGCGAUAACCCCUUGUGCUAUGGGCAAAUCGGGUACAUUGAAGAGUAUUUCAAUAUCGCCGAGGUGCAGCACGCGUUGGGGGUGGUGCCUAAGAAUUUCACUGCUUGUAAUCCGCAAGUUGGCGCGAAAUUCGUCACGGACCACAUGAGACCUUAUCAGCAGUACAUUGCCGAGUUGUUGGAGAAAGAUAUCCCCGUGUUGAUUUACGUGGGUGAUAAGGAUUUGGUGUGUGACUGGUUGGGCAAUUUGGCAUGGACUAGCAAGUUGGAUUACUCGGGCCAUGAACAAUUCAAUGCUACUGAGUUUGCGCCUUAUAUUACUUUGCAAGGUAAACAUGCUGGAGAAGUGAAAAAUUAUAAGCAUUUUACGUAUUUGAGAGUGUUUGAGUCGGGUCACAUGGUGCCUCUUAACCAGCCUGAAAACUCCUUGGAUAUGGUCAACCGUUGGGUUAGAGGUGACUACUCCUUCUCUACAUAG